GCGACCAGACCGUGGAAUGUGCGGGCGAAGCGCGGGGAGGAGGGGAGAAGGGAGAGGGAGAGGAGAGUGGGAGAGGUGGGGAGAGAGACACAGACAGAGAGAGGCAGAGAGACAGAGAAAGAGAGACAGAGACAAGAGAGGAGAAAGAGUGGUGUGAGAUAGAGACACAGACAUAGAGACAGAAGAGAGAGAGCGAGAGCGCGCCCGCGAGCGCGCAGAGGGUUAUCCGGACCGGGCCGCGUUAGGCGCGGGCCAAUCGGUGCCCGGCGGGCCCGUGACGUCAGAACCAAUGGGCGGCCAGCGCGGGUCUUUCAAUUGCCGCCCUGCCCAAUGGGGAGAAGGCUGCCCCUAUAAAGAGUGGAGCGGCUGGCCCAGACCUCGCUGUCGUCGCUUCCCCGCCGAACUCGUUCUCUUGUGUUCGCUAUGGCUCGGACGAAGCAGACCGCCCGCAAGUCGACCGGCGGCAAGGCGCCGCGCAAGCAGCUGGCCACCAAGGCGGCCCGCAAGAGCGCGCCGGCCACGGGCGGCGUGAAGAAGCCGCACCGCUACCGGCCCGGCACCGUGGCGCUGCGCGAGAUCCGCCGCUACCAGAAGUCCACCGAGCUGCUCAUCCGCAAGCUGCCGUUCCAGCGGCUGGUGCGAGAGAUCGCGCAGGACUUCAAGACCGACCUGCGCUUCCAGAGCUCGGCCGUCAUGGCGCUGCAGGAGGCCAGCGAGGCCUACCUGGUGGGGCUCUUCGAGGACACCAACCUGUGCGCCAUCCACGCCAAGCGCGUCACCAUCAUGCCCAAGGACAUCCAGCUGGCCCGCCGCAUCCGCGGGGAGCGGGCUUAAGGCGCGCGCAUCGGGUGCCAAGGUUUUCCAUCGCACCGAACCCAAAGGCUCUUUUCAGAGCCACCUCCCCACGCACUCGGAGGAGCUGUGCCGCUGUUUGCCGUGAGGACUCGGGCGGGCUGGGCAGAACACUGGGCCUCCGGGUCGACAGACGAGUGCGGCAGGAAUGGGGCUAGGUAGGGCCCUUUCCCGCCCCACCCUUUUGUUUGCGCAUUUCCGCCCAUUCCCGCCUUUGCCUUUUGCUUCGGCUUCGCUGCCCUCCGGACAUAGCGUCACGGAGGAACAGGUCUCGGUGGCUGGCGCUUAACCGGGGCUGUCAUCGUCCACCGACGGCAGGAAGGGCAGGCUUGAUAGGAGCGAGCGAGCCGAGUUAUUCCAAGAUCCUGGGGUACUCGGCGGCAGCGGGAACACAGCUCCGGGGCUCAGCCUCGCGUGUCUCGGAAGCGGCUGAGGGGACUGCGCGGGUUUCCGGUCGCCCGCCCGCUUCCCUGGUGGCUGCGGGUGGCCCGUCCAGGACCCGUCCCGGACCCGUGGGCAGUGCCUGGCUGGGGAUGCCGGUACCCACAUGUUCCCCGAAGCGGGAAGUUGCGAUUUCGGAGCGGGGCGGGCAUUCCCGUGUGGGCCCCGAGCCGGAGGGCUCCCCACUCAGGACGAAGGGUGUUCUCAGAGAAGAGUGACGGCGUCGCGGAUCACGUUCUCCAGGAACACCUUCAGCACCCCGCGGGUCUCCUCGUAGAUGAGACCCGAGAUGCGC
Molecule: messenger RNA, 1588 nt
Organism: Sorex araneus (European shrew)
Lineage: Eukaryota; Metazoa; Chordata; Mammalia; Eulipotyphla; Soricidae
Product: histone H3
Exons: 2
Coding region: 424-834 (136 amino acids)
Cellular component (GO): nucleosome
Molecular function (GO): protein heterodimerization activity; structural constituent of chromatin; DNA binding
Source: RefSeq, a predicted model, not a curated record